Penicillium olsonii is the source of this 843-nucleotide messenger RNA. The record is from the annotation of a GenBank genome assembly. Lineage: Eukaryota; Fungi; Ascomycota; Eurotiomycetes; Eurotiales; Aspergillaceae.
AUGGUUGAACAUAUCUCGAUCAACGGUGCUAGUCUAGCAUAUCGGCUGAUUGGGCCCGAGGAUGCACCUCUCAUGAUCACUUUACACGGUGGACGAGGCUUUGGAGACCAUAAAUCAGACUUCAAAGCAUACUCGCCACUUUCUUCCUCCUACCGUGUUCUUUCUUUCGAUUUUCGAGGACAUGGUCAAAGUUCGCAAACGGAACCUUUCACUUUCCAUCAAUUAGUUGAAGAUAUUGAAAGCAUCCGGCAGCAUUUUUCCUGGCCUGAUCGACCCUGUAUUGUAUGCGGCGGUAGUUUCGGUGGAUUUCUAGCACAACAGUAUGCAAUCACAUAUCCAGAUCAAGUUUCGCAUUUGAUACUACGAGGAACGGCUCCUUCACAUCACCACGAGGAGAAGGCAGUCCGAACUCUGGUGGAAAGAGCCUCUAAAGCUCCCGGUCUAUCAAUCAAAUUCUUGAAAGACAAGAUUUUCGGUCGAUUUGACAGCGAUCUUGAAUUCCGACUCGUCAUGUACGCGGCUGCGCCAUUAUAUAGCGAGCACUUUGACGCGGACGUCGCUUUGAAGCAUAACCUGGACACAGUAUUUUACGCCAAGUCCCAUAAUGAUCUUUAUGCGGAGCCGGAAAAGUUUUUCGAUUACAGGGACCGACUUCAUCUGAUUACGGCGAAGUCGUUGGUUAUUGUGGGUGGACGUGAUUGGAUUUGUCCACCGGAGCAAUCGAAAGAUAUUGCGACGAGAAUCCCAGGGGCGCGCCUGGAAAUCAUUGAAAAUGCCAAUCAUGGUGUUCAUCUGGAGAAAAACGCAGAGGUCAUCGAGCUCAUUCAGGAGCAUCUUUCAUGA